This is a messenger RNA of Ostreococcus tauri, 1707 nucleotides long. RefSeq names its product Cytochrome P450, conserved site. The coding region runs from base 1 to 1707 and encodes 568 amino acids. The transcript has a single exon. The record is from RefSeq and is a predicted model, not a curated record. Gene Ontology annotation, molecular function: monooxygenase activity; oxidoreductase activity, acting on paired donors, with incorporation or reduction of molecular oxygen; heme binding. Lineage: Eukaryota; Viridiplantae; Chlorophyta; Mamiellophyceae; Mamiellales; Bathycoccaceae.
AUGCGCGCGUGUAUGCCGUCGUACGAAGUCAUGCGCGUCCACGUCGCCGCCACAUCAUCGACGACGCCACGUCGAAACGUCGCUCGUCAUCGAUGCGUCCGCGCGCGCACCGCCGUGAAACCGCCGCCCAGCUCCGAGACGUACCGCGGCGCCCUGUUCCCGGGCGUCGAGGUCCCGGACUCACCCUUCGUGAAGUCUCUGGCCACCGUGUUCCCGUGGGGGAACGGGGCUCGGGUGACUGAGCGCGUGUUGAUGGACCUGCUCAAGCCCGAGGUCCGGGCGGCUCCGUUGUUCGUCCCGCUGUACGAUUACUACAGAGAGUACGGUGGAGUGUACAACUUGGGGGCCGGACCGAAGUGGUUCGUCGUCGUGAGCGAUCCGGUGGCGGUCAGGACGAUGUUCAAGGAUAAGGCGGAUGAUUUUUCAAAGGGAAUAUUGACGGAUAUCAUGGAGCCGAUCAUGGGCGACGGUUUGAUCCCAGCGAACAAGGAGACGUGGGCGAAGCGACGACCGGUGAUCGGCGCUGGGUUUCACGGGGCGUGGCUGAAGCACAUGUGCAAUCUAUUUGGCGCGUCGGCGAUGCGAUUGGCGGAAAAAUUAGACGUGGCGGCGGAGAAAGGGACGACAGUGGAGCUCGAGGGUGAGCUGUACGCGAUGGCGCUCGACGUCAUCGGCAAGGCGGUGUUCAACUAUGAAUUCGGCGCACUGAAACAGGAAACGCCCAUCAUCAAGGCGGUCUAUCGUGUCUUACGCGAGAGUGAGCAUCGCUCGACGUUUCCACUGCAGUACUGGCAGAUUCCGGGCGCGAUGGAUCUCGUUCCCAGGCAGAAGCAGUUCAAGGAGGAUAUGAAGAUGAUCAACGAGGAGCUCUCGACACUCAUCAAUAGCGCGAUCGAGUCGCGAAAUGAGACGGGAUUGGAGGAGAUGGAGCGACGUGACUAUUCCAACGUCGAGGAUGCGAGUUUACUUCGAUUUUUGGUGGACAUUCGCGGGGACGAGGCGACGAGCACGCAGCUGAGGGAUGAUUUGAUGACGAUGCUCAUCGCCGGUCACGAGACGACGGCGGCGGUGCUCACGUGGACGCUUUAUUUGCUCGCGCAGCACCCGGAGAUCAUGGAAGAGGCGGUGAAGGAGAUCGAGAUGUGCGUUGAGAACGCCGACGGUGUGCCGACGCCGGAGGAGGUACGGAAGCUCGAGAAAGUGCGCAUGAUCCUCGCAGAGGGCAUGCGCCUGUACCCGGCACCACCAAUUUUGAUUCGAAGAGCCAUCAAGGACGUCACCCUUCCUCGAGGAGGCAACGGCAAAGAGAUCACGCUGAAGGCUGGCACUGAUUGCUUCAUCGCGGUCUGGAACUUACAUCGCUCGCCCGAUCUUUGGGAAAAUCCUGAAAAAUUUGAUCCCAGCCGGUUCUCACGAAGGUUCACAAACGAGGCGAUCGAGGGGUGGGGCGGGUUGAAUCCAGAUUUGAUGACCGGUUUGUACCCCAACGAGCAGAGCACUGACUUUAGCUACGUCCCCUUUGGUGGUGGGCAGCGACGGUGCGCGGGAGAUCAGUUCGCAAUGCUCGAGGCGGUGACGUCGUUGAGCGUGUUGUUGAAAAAGUUCAAGUUUGAGCUCGACUGCCCUCCGAACGACGUCGAGAUGAUCACGGGCGCGACGAUUCACACCAAGAAGGGCCUGCCGAUGAAGAUUAAGCGACGCGAGUAG